AUGAAUUCUGACCUCCAAAAACAUAUAAUCCAUUGUACUUUAACAAUCAAUUCAACAACGUUAUAUAUAUAUGAAUCCCAUUUAAUAUCACAAAUUUCGGAAUUAAAUUGCUCAGAGAUUAUAUCACAAGAAUUAGGUUUAAUUAACUCAUCAAAGACAUUAAUUGGAUCAAUACCUAUCUCAUCUUCUUCCAAUAUUAAACUAUCGCUAUAUUUCAUGAAGAAGUUUUUAGUUACUAAUGAUGGAGGAAGAGAUUUAAUUACAUUAAUAGUUAUAGCACAAGUCAAUGUAAAUAAAACAAUGAUAUUGAAUAUACUCAAAAACAUAAUGGAUAAGUAUAUAGAUUUUAAAAAGAAGCAUGGUUCAGAGGAAUCUAAGAAGAAAUUAAUUGAGUUUAAACUUUACAUGAAUCAAAUUAUAAAAUUUGAAGAAUUGAAUUAUGAUUCAAAUUCUCAUGUUUAUAAUUACGGGAGUACAAGAGAUGGAAAUGGUGAUGAUGAGAGUAAUGUGGGUACUCAAAUUAAUCCAAAUCAGUUGAUACUUGCAAAUGAGGAAGUUGAUGAAGUACGUCAAUUAAUGUUAGAUAAUAUAAAUAAAUUAUUAAGUAGAGGUGAUAAAAUUAAUUUGCUUGUUGAUCAAACUGAUAAAUUAAAUACUUCAAGUCUGGUUUUCCAAAGAAAAGCACAACAGAUAAAACGAAAAAUGUGGUUCAAUAAGACAAAAUGGUUAUUAUCUAUAAUUGGUGGUGUUUUAUUGGUUUUAUAUUUGUUUAUUGCUAGUCAAUGUGGAUUUCCAAUGUUUGAUCAUUGUCUUAGGAAUUAA
This is a messenger RNA of Insectozyma verbasci, 822 nucleotides long. NCBI's taxonomy places the organism in Eukaryota, Fungi, Ascomycota, Pichiomycetes, Serinales, Debaryomycetaceae. The record is from the annotation of a GenBank genome assembly.